Ilyonectria robusta is the source of this 2079-nucleotide messenger RNA. RefSeq lists its product as uncharacterized. Gene Ontology annotation, molecular function: NADH dehydrogenase activity; calcium ion binding. The transcript has 2 exons. The coding region runs from base 1 to 2079 and encodes 692 amino acids. The record is from RefSeq and is a predicted model, not a curated record. NCBI's taxonomy places the organism in Eukaryota, Fungi, Ascomycota, Sordariomycetes, Hypocreales, Nectriaceae.
AUGUCGGCCUCCUCGCUCACGGCCAUGCGCCUGGCGCGCGCCCGCCAAUCUUCCACGGCCAUGACCGUAUCGCGACUUGCCCUCCCUUCCGUCGCUCUCCGGCCACGAUGCCCAGCCCAGCUGCGGAGCUUCAGCAAGCUCUCUGGCGCCUCGACAACAAAGCGCACUCAGACCGCGACAGGCACCAUCCGACGACUACCCUCUCAGUUCUUCUUGCGAGCGCUCUCCGGGAAGCCGCUCCCCCAGCGGAAGUCGUGGAUCCUCAACUUCUGCUACCGCGGCGCUGCCUGGGUCGGCACAUCGCUGACCGUUUUUGGCAUCGGCGUCUUCGCCUUCUUCGCCUACGACGCCAGCACCUACAAGGAGCACCCCACUAAUGGCGACAUUGACGUUUCCAAGAUUGCCCUCCACCCUCGCCGUGGCGGCUCCAAGAAUUUACCUGUCGCCGAGGUCUACAUUGAUGACAAUGACUGUGAAGAGAAGCGUCGCCUAAAGGAGAAGCCCCGACUUGUCAUCCUCGGUGGUGGAUGGGGCGGAGUGGCUCUCCUGAAAGAGCUCAACCCAGACGACUAUCAUGUCACCGUUAUCUCGCCUACCAACUACUUCCUGUUCACUCCCAUGCUUCCUUCCGCAACCGUCGGAACUCUCGAGAUGCGAUCCCUCGUCGAGCCGAUCCGGCGCAUUCUGAGCCGUGUUAAAGGUCACUUCAUUCGGGCCAGGGCUGAGGACGUUGACUUCUCCCACAAAAUGGUUGAAGUAUCUCAGUUGGACGCUCAAGGUAAAGAAACCCGGUUCUAUGUGCCCUACGAUAAGCUUGUUAUCGCCGUUGGAUCCGUUACGAACCCUCACGGCGUCAAGGGCCUGGAAAAUGCCUUCUUCCUCAAGGAUAUCAACGACGCGCGCAUGAUUCGCAACAAGGUCAUCCAAAACCUGGAGCUUGCUUGCUUACCUACCACCCCUGAUGAUGAGCGCAAGCGCCUGCUCUCCUUUGUUGUUAGCGGCGGAGGCCCCACUGGUGUCGAGUUUGCCGCUGAACUUGUUGACCUGCUCAACGAGGACCUGACAAGGCACUUCCCGCGACUCCUGCGAAACGAAAUUUCCGUCCAUCUCAUCCAAAGCCGGAGCCAUAUCCUCAACACCUAUGAUGAGACCGUCUCCAAGUAUGCCGAGGACCGUUUCGCCCGUGAUCAAGUCCAGAUCAUGACGAACUCUCGAGUCAAGGAGGUCCAGGCAGACAAGAUCAUCUUCAGCCAGAAGAUGGAAGACGGCAGCCUCGUCACCAAGGAGAUCCCGCAUGGCUUCUGUCUGUGGUCCACCGGCGUGUCACAGAACGGCUUCUGCAAGAAGCUCUCUGACGAGCUGGGUGCUUCCCAAACGAACCGACACGCUCUCGAGACAGACACACAUCUCCGCGUCAACGGCGCACCUUUGGGUGAUGUCUACGCCAUCGGUGAUUGCUCUACGGUCCAGAAUAACGUGGCCGACCACAUAAUCACCUUCCUCCGCUCUCUCGCUUGGAAGAGGGGCAAGGACCCGGAGACAUUGCAGCUCCACUUCAGUGAUUGGCGUGAGGUUGCCCAGGAUGUCAGGAAGCGCUUCCCUCAAGCUGUCAACCAUCUCAAGCGUCUAGACAAACUCUUUAACGAAUUCGACAAGGAUCAGUCUGGCACCCUUGACUUUGGCGAGCUGCGUGAGCUCCUCCGCCAAAUUGACAGCAAACUUACAUCGCUGCCUGCCACCGCUCAACGUGCUCACCAGCAGGGCCAGUACCUCGCCCGCAAGUUCAACCGCAUGAGUCGCAUGUCCGAAGGCCUCCGCGUCAACGAAAUCUACGAGGGUGAUGUAGAUGCGGCUGUCCACAAGGCCUUUGAGUACCGCCACCUCGGUAGCCUGGCGUAUGUCGGCAACUCGGCCGUUUUUGAUCUUGGCGAGGGCUGGAACUUUGCUGGCGGUCUCUGGGCCGUGUAUGCUUGGCGAUCCGUCUACUUUGCCCAGAGCGUGAGCUUCCGUACGCGAAUCCUCAUGGCCAUGGACUGGGCUAAGCGAGGACUGUUUGGUCGAGAUUUAAUGAGCUUCUAA